AUGAAGACACUCCUGGUUGGGCUCCUGCUUGGCCUGGCAUGCCUGGAGUUGGCCCAGUCCUUACGAUGCUACACGUGCAAGGAGCCCACGGACAUCUCCAAGUGCAGAACAGCCACCCUGUGCCCCCCCAAGGCCAACGUGUGCACCACGACCCUGCACUCCGUGGACUCAGGUUAUCCCUUCUUCGGGAACAUCACGGUGACCAGGGCCUGCGAGGAGGAAUGUCUGUCCAGCAGCGGGAUCGGCGCCUCCAAACCCAAGUCCUGCUGCUACACCGACCUGUGCACCGAUGAAACCAGGGCCAGCAGUGGGAUGAGGAGCAGCUCCUCAGCCCUGCCCCUGGUGGCCCUGGUGCUUGGCAAGGUCCUCCAGCUCUCCCUGUAGUGUCCCCAAGUGCCUGAGCUCCGACCAAAACUCCCGCCCCAUCCCCUUCUCUGCCGAGUGAACUCUUAGAUCCCUUGGGAAUGACCUCCCCUGCUGAUGCGUGGCUUUCACUCGUCUACCCAGCGCUGGGAAUUCAAGUGGACUCAAGUUUGGGCACCUGGAGCUAAACCUCUCGAAUUUCCAGCUCCCAGGGUGCUGAGCAGAUGUUUCCUCACCUUCGGCUGCUUUUGGUCCACUUUUGAACUUCCUGGUUCUACAGAAUCGAGGAACGGGUUGGGUUGGGUUGGGUUGGGAAGGGACCUUCAAGCUCAGCUCAUUCCAACUCCCUGCCGUGGGCAGGGACACCUUCCACUAGCCCAGGUUGCUCCAAGUCCCACCCAACCUGGCCUGGAACACUUCCAGGGAUUGGGAAGCCACGAUUUCAACCUCCUUGGACAGCUCUGGUGCCACCUCCUGAGUCAGAGGAGCAGAUGGGUCUGGUCCCGGUUUCCUGCCUGCCCAUCCGAGUGUGGAUGGCAAUGGCAGAGAGCUGGCACUUGAUUUGGUCAGGAAUAAGCUAUGGAAUGAGUUCAGAAGGGCUCAGCUUCCAUGGGUUGGGAUGGGAUGUAUUUAUGGAAAGCUCAGAACCUUCCCCAGACUCACCAGGCCAGGGUGGGUUAGACCUGGAAAACCAAAUCUGGGAAUUUGGCCACACAAACCCCUCAGGAGUCUCUGCCUGAGCUGAGGUUGCAGCCAGAGCUCCCAGAUCUCCCUUCCCAGACAUUUUACAGAUUAUUCCAAGCAAAUUCUUCUGUUACUCUGCCCCGCCCCCCGUCCCUUCACAGCAGGAAAGGAAAAGGAAUGAUUAUCCCAGACCCUCAACUCUGGGAAAAGCUGGUUACCAGCACUCCUGGAUCCCAGCUGGGAUUUGCUUGGAGCACCUGUAGGAUGGACUCUGCUUGCCCUGUCUGCUGGAAAAGUAGCUGGAGUGGAAGUAGACAUGGAUGAGCCAGGUGUUCCCAGCUCCCAGCCCUCUCUGCCACUUGCUCCUUGUUGCCAGGGCUCAUCCAGGGCAGCAGGAACCCCCUGCCAGAGCGAGGGCAGAGUGGGACAUGGACACAGCCCAGGUACCAUCCCUGUGUGCUCAGGGCAUCCCAGCGACCUCCUCUGUGCCAAAGGCCAUUUUCCCUCCCUUUUCCCUCCCCUUUCUUUUUCUCUUCUUCUUCCUUUUCUUUUCUCUCUCCUUUUUCCUCCCCCUUCCUUUUUCCUCCUGCCUUUUCUUCUCCUUCCUUUUCUAUUCUCCUUCCUUUUUUCUUCUCCUUUCUUUUUUCUUCUCCUUCCUUUUCUCUCCUUCCUUUUUUCCUCUCCCUCCUUUUCUCUCCUUCCUUUUCUCUUCUCCUUCCUUUUCUCUCCUUCCUUUUCUCUUCUCCUUCCUUUUCUCUCUUUCCUUUUCUCUCCUUCCUUUUCUCCUUCCUUGCUUUCUCCUCACUUCCCCCUCACUUUGCCCUCAUUUCCCCCUCCUUUUUUCCCCAUUUCCCCCAAUUUUCCAUACAAC
Myiozetetes cayanensis is the source of this 1918-nucleotide messenger RNA. RefSeq names its product secreted Ly-6/uPAR-related protein 1-like. The transcript is spliced from 3 exons. Lineage: Eukaryota; Metazoa; Chordata; Aves; Passeriformes; Tyrannidae. Gene Ontology annotation, molecular function: acetylcholine receptor inhibitor activity. The record is from RefSeq and is a predicted model, not a curated record. Bases 1 to 384 code for a protein of 127 amino acids.